Messenger RNA from Zingiber officinale, 839 nucleotides. RefSeq lists its product as uncharacterized. The coding region runs from base 226 to 771 and encodes 181 amino acids. The transcript is spliced from 6 exons. The record is from RefSeq and is a predicted model, not a curated record. Lineage: Eukaryota; Viridiplantae; Streptophyta; Magnoliopsida; Zingiberales; Zingiberaceae.
GUGGUGGGUGACAAGCUAGGCGUACUUCCGCACACUAUCCGGGUCUCCCUCGAGGGGGAGCUCUUCGCAGUCGACGCCACAAAUAACAAUAUAGUUCGGAUCACUCCGCCUCUCUCCCAGUAUAGCAGAGCAAGAUUUGGUUGCCGGGUCAUUUAAGGGAUUCUCUGGACAUGUAGAGAUGGUAAACCUGCAGAUGCUCGUUUCUAUCGUCCAAAAGGUGCCGCUAUGGAUGACAAAGGGAAUGUGUAUGUUGCUGAUAUCUCCAAUAUGGCUAUUCGAAAGAUAACUGAAUCAGGUGUGACUACUAUUGCUGGAGGAAAAUCAAAUAUAGCAGGUUAUAGAGAUGGCCCGAGUGAGGAUGCUAAGUUUUCUAAUGACUUUGAUGUGAUAUAUGUUGGAAGAACUUGUUCUCUUCUAGUCGUGGACAGGGGUAAUGCUGCUCUUCGCCAAAUUUCUCUUCAGCAAGAGGACUGCCAAUACCAGUAUACUUCAGUAUCAACAUCAGUGGAAGUAGCAACAGAAGUUCAACAGGAGAGCAACAACGUCAAACUAAUUUUUAAGCGGCUUACUGAUGCCGAGAUGGCUUUUAGUAGUGCCAGAAAAUAUGGAUGGUUUGGGCCAUCACUUCUCAGUUAUCAUCUCAGAUAUCUAUCGUCAACACCAGAUACUUUUGCUGACAUCCAACAAUCAGACAAUUAUGCUGCACUACCAGAACAUAGCAACUUGGAAACUCCAGGGAAUGAUUCUGAACAGUUGCAUUCUUGCUUAUGAGAUUUGGAAGAUGGCAUCAGAGUUUACAAAUCUCAAGUACUCCAGAGUUGAAAUUGAUGAAGUGCGGU